Molecule: messenger RNA, 1123 nt
Organism: Cucumis melo (muskmelon)
Lineage: Eukaryota; Viridiplantae; Streptophyta; Magnoliopsida; Cucurbitales; Cucurbitaceae
Product: UPF0603 protein At1g54780, chloroplastic
Exons: 3
Coding region: 102-992 (296 amino acids)
Source: RefSeq, a predicted model, not a curated record
AUCCAAACCACUCAAUUUCUCAUGGAACCAACAGAUCUUCACUCCCAUUUUCCCUCUCCAUUCCAUGUCUCACAAUAUCUGAAUCUCUUCUUCAUCUUCCUAUGGAAACCAUUCUCUCUCCUCACUCUCUCUCUCCUCUUCUCAAUCCUAAACCUUCCUCUUCCAAGAAUCUUUCCCUCUAUUCCACCCAACCCAGAUCAAAUCUUGUUUCUUUAUCAAAACCCAUUUCACUUUCUCUCAAAACACCUUCUCCUCCCAAGUCUCUCCGAUCAUCUCUCCCAGUUCCUUCGACUUGGUUCUCCCAUCUCCAACAUGGGUUGGCGGCUGUAGCGAUUUCUUUGGCGCUUAACUUUUCCCCGUUGUUGGCUGGGCAUAAUGCUCUAGCGUCUGAAUUUGAUGUUCUCAAUGAUGGGCCGCCGAAGGAAACACAUGUGGUGGACGAUGCUGGAGUUCUUAGUCGGGUUACGAAGUCAGAUUUGAAGAGGUUGUUGACGGAUUUGGAGACGAGGAAGAAUUUUCAUAUUGAUUUUGUCACUGUUAGAAAGCUCACUAGCAAAGCUGAUGCAUUUGAGUAUGCUGAUCAAGUUUUGGAGCGUUGGUAUCCCACAGUGGAAGAUGGAAACAACAAAGGCAUAGUUGUUCUUGUCACCAGUCAGAAAGAAGGAGCCAUUACUGGUGGCCCUGCCUUUAUCCAAGCUGUUGGAGAAAAUAUUCUUGAUGCCACAGUAACAGAGAAUCUCCCAGUCUUAGCUACUGAUGAAAAAUAUAACGAAGCCAUAUACAGCAGUGCAAAGCGGUUAGUGGCUGCCAUUGAUGGCCUUCCAGAUCCAGGUGGUCCUUCAUUUAAAGACAAUAAGCGUGAAUCGAACUUCAAAACAAGGGAAGAAACCGAGGAGAAACGAGGACAGUUUAGUCUUGUCGUUGGAGGUUUGUUAGUCAUAGCCUUUGUUGUUCCUAUGGCUCAAUACUAUGCUUAUGUAUCCAAGAAGUAACAGAAAUGUGUAAGAGGCAGAUCUUCCCAUCUACUUUUUUCUCAUUCAAAUGUAUAACAUUGAUGUUGUACAAAGAGGAUCACUACAAGCUGAUUUGCAAGAAACCUGUUAUAAAACAAGAGUUUGAGUUA